AAGUACCACAGGUCAACUCGGAAUUCGAGGAUUGAACGCCUCUGGGUUGAAGUAGGAACACAAUUCGUGAGACGUUGGAGGGCUUUCUUUAGCCGUUUAGAAAGACUGCACAGGCUCGAUAUUGAGCAAACAGGUCAUUUGUGGCUUCUCCAAAAUCUAUUCUUGGAUGCUAUCAAUGACGACUGUAAGACCUUUCGUGAAGAAUGGAACCUCCAUCCAAUUGCUGGCCCAUCAACAAACAAUAAGAGUCCACAAGAUUUGCGACUGAUAAGCCAGGCAACACUUGGUAUUUACCGAGACAAUUGUGACGAAGUUCAUCCAGACACAAUUGAACAAUACUACGGCACUCACGGGCGAGAGCAGACUCGUCGUCAUGGGCAGACUGGUGCUGGCCAUCCUGAUGAUGAAGACACUAAUUCGGAGGAUCAGCUCAUCUUACAGAUAGAAGAAGACCAGGAACGGAAUAUUCGACAUGCCGCUGUUGAAGUUCCCGGAAAGAAAAGCCCCUUCGAGACUCAGCGUGAUGAAAACUUGUUUUUUUCAACAGUCGAGCAAAUAGUUACUGAGGGCAUUGUACCGGAAGGUUAUGGCUUGCUCCCGGAUGAGCAAGGUGAUGAUGCAGCCAUGACCGAAGUCUUACAAUUCGGAAGGCGCGGAACAAAAUCAAUUACCAUCUCGUUAAGUGAUCCUAUCUGGGAAGCUCGUGCAACACUUUGGUGUCAAGGGUUAUCAGCAUUAUCUUUGUUUGAAACAGAAGGAUACUUGUAGUUACAUCAUUAUAUUGAAUGAAUAAGC
Messenger RNA from Suillus discolor, 795 nucleotides. RefSeq lists its product as uncharacterized. The transcript is spliced from 2 exons. The annotation marks the transcript as partial. The record is from RefSeq and is a predicted model, not a curated record. NCBI's taxonomy places the organism in Eukaryota, Fungi, Basidiomycota, Agaricomycetes, Boletales, Suillaceae.